This is a messenger RNA of Ceratosolen solmsi marchali, 1359 nucleotides long. RefSeq names its product nuclear transport factor-2 (gene Ntf-2). Gene Ontology annotation, biological process: nucleocytoplasmic transport. NCBI's taxonomy places the organism in Eukaryota, Metazoa, Arthropoda, Insecta, Hymenoptera, Agaonidae. The transcript is spliced from 4 exons. Bases 605 to 997 code for a protein of 130 amino acids. The record is from RefSeq and is a predicted model, not a curated record.
AAUAUCUAAAUACAUAUAUGUCAUACCGGUCCCAUUGCAUACGUAGUCGUAUAGCAGGCAAAUUCACACACAUUUGCGAGCAUAGGCUCGAAGAAAACCUAAGAUAAUAAAUUGUCGGUCUGCUAAGCGUUUAUGUCGCGGACCUACACCGUCGCGUAUGGCGUACAUGUGCGGUUUAGACGGCGUAUAAUACGCGCGUGCUUUCAUCUUUUUCCCCUUUCAUCCCGCCACCCACUUUUCGUAUUCGCGCGAGAGAAGUGAACAGAGCGAAGGCUGACUGUGACGAAAAACGAAAGGUGCCACAGGAAUAUUUUUUUCCAAAAAGGUCAAAUGGUAACAAGCGCGUAAGGGAUGCCCGGUUGUUUUACUACAUUUUUCACGUAGAGCGGGCUUUAUCGUGUUCUUUUAGCCUCUAGAAUCCGAAACGAGUUUGACCGCUCAAAAUACUCACGUGCAAAUACCAAAAGAGUCGUUUUUUUUUGUUAUUUAUAUCGUAGAUUAUUAUUAUCACACACACCUAAACACGCAUUUCGCUGGUUCGAGCGUGUAUAUAUAGUUAAUAAUUCGCGAAAGUUCAAAGUUAGCUUUAACCUCUUAUUUGGUAAUGGCGCUGAACCUUUCAUACGAGGCCAUUGGCAAAGGUUUCGUCCAGCAAUAUUAUGCUAUGUUUGAUGAUCCCACCCAGCGACCGAACCUAAUUAAUAUGUAUAAUACGGAAUCGUCUUUCAUGACGUUCGAAGGAUUACAAAUUCAAGGUUCUAUCAAAAUUAUGGAAAAACUUACAAGCCUAACUUUUCAAAAAAUCAAUCGGAUAAUAACAGCUAUUGAUUCGCAGCCUAUGUUUGAUGGUGGUGUUCUUAUCAAUGUACUAGGAAGGCUGCAGGCAGAUGAUGAUCCACCACACGCCUUUUCGCAGAUAUUUGUGUUGAAACCGUUAGCCAAUUCGUUCUUUUGUCAACACGAUAUCUUUCGCCUAGGUAUCCAUGAUACUAUAUAAAUGAAUGAUUUUACUGACUCUAAGAGAUCAGUUGAUAAUAACAAGAAAUAACGGCUGAAAUAAAUUGAGGAUAAGCGAACUACUUUUACAUCAUAAAGAAAACAUUUUUUUCAUCAUAACGUUACACAAUGUUUGCCUCUCUUUAGGUAUCACUGUUUUUAUACAAAGCUGCUUACGUGUCGGCGAAAAGAGGAUUUAAGAAUAAAUAAGUUUGAUAUUAAUGAAGCCUCAUUUCUUUAUAUUUUAUAUAACUUUAUUUAAAAGGUUUUUUUUAGAAAGUUACAUCACAUAUAAUGGACUUGUUAUGGUAGAUAAAACUAUUGAUACACUAAGACAAUAAAUUAUUAUACAUAGUUAUGAAA